Molecule: messenger RNA, 693 nt
Organism: Ixodes scapularis (black-legged tick)
Lineage: Eukaryota; Metazoa; Arthropoda; Arachnida; Ixodida; Ixodidae
Exons: 1
Source: RefSeq, a predicted model, not a curated record
AAUGCUAGCAAGAGCAAGGCUAUAAUAUUCCAACUACAUUCCAGAACUCAAGCAACCUCAUCCUCUCUUCUGAAAUAUGGCACUGAUAUUAUUCAAUAUGUUGAAAAUGUAAAAACUCUUGGUGUAUUUUUUUCUUAUAACAUGUCUUGGAACGACCAUAUUAGACACGUUCGCACUAAACUUUCUAGAAUAGUGGGUGUGUUAAAUAAAUAUAGAAACAUUUUACCCACAAGUGUCAAAAUUCAACUUUUUAAAUCACUAUUCUAUCCCAUCUUAUGCUACGCGCACCUAGUGUGGGGGUCUACCGGCACAACGAACUUAAACUUGCUUCGAAUAUUGCAAAAAAAAGCUCUACGAGCCAUAGCUAAUGUCUCUUCAACCUCUCCAUCCUUGCCACUGUUUGAGAAGUACUCCAUACUUGACGUUUCAAAAAUGUAUCCACAACGAUUAAUAUUAACAUUCCAGUCUGCCAUGAAAGGUAAAUAUGAUACUUUUCUCGCUAUUGCGGACCUUCAUUUGCACGAUUCCAUUCGUCAAACACGUCAGAUACAUCCAUGGCAUAUACAACAAUCACGAACUAACUUUGGACGUCAAAGAAUUAAACAUGCACUUCCCGAGCUACUAAAUCAUAUCGCAUCAUUAGGAUUUGAUGUUAUGUCAGUGGGCAGAGAUGAUAUCUCUUGCAUUGUAUAA